Molecule: messenger RNA, 7121 nt
Organism: Cinara cedri
Lineage: Eukaryota; Metazoa; Arthropoda; Insecta; Hemiptera; Aphididae
Source: the annotation of a GenBank genome assembly
AUGUCUUUUAUAUACCGGAAAGUAUCCGAUCUUUUAGAAUGGGUUGAUACAAAUGGAGGUAAGGCUAUUGUAAUUUAUUAUUUUAGGUACAGAAUUAAACGUCGCCUAUAUUUUUAAAAAUCGAAUUUAUUAGUAUUAUAUAUAAUAAUAUGCAGGUGUCCUACCUACUUACGCUAAUAAUUCUGUCAAUAUUCAUUUUUUUUACAUAUUUUUUUUCUUUCAGGUUUUGUGCGAGGGGACACAUAUAUUAUAGAGACAAAUUUACUUAAUUUAUCACUUUUCACAAUUUUGUAAAAGAUUUAAAAAUUUUAAUGUUACAUACAUUCAUAUCUGAUCAAUAGCUUCUAAGUAUUAGCCGUUUUAAUUUCUAGAAAAAUAGCGUGAAAACAAUUUAUUUUAAAUAGAAUAACACGGUAAGAGGAAUUACCAUUGGCACAGUAAUCCCUUAUAUAUUCUAUUGAAUUUUAAUCGUUUUCACACCGAUUUUAUAGAAAUUAAAACGGCUAUUACUAAGAAGCUAUUGAUCAGAUAUAAAUGUGUGUUACAAUACAAUUUUCAGAUAAAUAUCUUUUAAAAAAUAGCUAUUUUGAAUAAUUUUAAAAGUGGAAAAGUAAAAAGUUAUUUUUUUCGAUUAUUAAGGGAUGAAAAUAAAAAUUUAAGUUUUCUCUACAUAUGUGUUCCCCUCGCACAAAACCCAAUUGAAAAAUUAAAUGUACAAUAAAAUUAAUAUUGACAGAGUUAUUAGUAUACGGAUAAUACCGCAGGACACUGUAUAUUAAAUAUACAUAUAAUUUACUUAGAAUUGUGAUACCACUCGUAUUUAAGUAAUAUGAUAUAAGUAAUUAUAUUUGGAAAAUUAAAUUUAUUAACAAAUUUAUAUCCGAAUUCACUUUUAAAUCAAUUUACAAGUAAUCCCGUGUUUUUAUCACAAACAUUUAUUGAGUAACUAUCAUGAAAUAAAUAAAAACUACUGGAGCUAUAAACCAAAUUAAGAAAUCAAAUUUUCACCAUAAAAAGGGAGAUCUUGUACUGUGUAACAUUGGUUUAUGUUUUCGAUAGCCAUUACCCAUUAGGUAUGUCCUACGAAAUAAUUUAUUCUAGUUUGAAUAAUUUUCAGUUAUUAACAAUUAUAACAGCUUUUUUUUUUUUAUUUGUUGUACCAACGAAAUAAAACUAACGUUGCACCGUGCAAGUACUUCUACUUAUGAUCAAAAUUUGAUUUAAAGCCCGAGUAGUUUUUGACCACGCGGUAGUUUUUGACCACCAAAACGGUCUUUAUAGACGAAUUACGGGUUGUAGUUCUUAAUGGAAACAAAAAUAGUACGGUAGAUACCUCUAUAAUGUAUUAACAAUUAAAAAUAUUAUAAAUCUACAAUGGCGUAGUCAGGGUUUAUCAAUGAGGGCGGCAUUUAGAUCGAUACAAUAGGUGAUAUACCUACAUAAAGUCCAAUAUGAUAUUACGUAUGCAACAAAUGAUAAUAACGAUUUUUAAUAGAUAAAGAAUGAUUGUACACAGACUGAUAACUAGUAUAGUUACCCGUCAUCCACGAUCUAGAGAAAAUCUUCUUAACAUUACCUAUCCUUAAAAAAAAAAGAACAAAAGUUGCAACACUCAAAACUACCCAGUCUACGCCACAGUAAAUCUAUCAGUAUUUGUCUGUUAUAGUGAUUGCUAAAAUUAUAAAUACUUAAUAAUACAUUACCCAAUAAAAUAUACAACUAAUUCAUUUCCAUACAAAUUGUAACUUGUAUUAUUAUUUUUAGAUCCAAGAUUAAAAGAAACAUGGUUAAUGGGUUCUCCGUGGCCAGUUUUCAUUAUUCUCAUCGCUUAUUUAUACUUUGUUUUGAAAGCUGGCCCAGAAUUCAUGAAAUCCCGUAAAGCUAUCAACAUUGAUCGUAUUGUAAUGGUGUACAAUGUCGUCCAAGUUUUAUUUUCAUUAUAUAUAUUGAAAGAGGUAGGUAACCAAAAUUAACAUCAAAUAACUCAAAAACUUUUAGUUCAAAUUUUGAUCAUAAUACGUCAGUGUUUUCAAAAAAAUUAUCUGAUUCACAACACUUCCUACAUGUUGAUUCUCAAUUGAAAAACCAAAAUUGAUAUCGCCAUAGAAGAUACUCCUUAAAUGUUAUGACAAAUCUAAGUAUUCAAAAAUAACGUUUUUAACUACACUAAAAAAUUUGAAAAAUCAGUAAUUAAUACAUAAUUUAAUCAUAAAAAUGGGAUCGGCAUGCUUAAAAAAAUCACUCUGUACAUAACGUCAUACCAAAAGUGACCAAUCGCGAAACUGUGUUUAAAAUGUCUUAUAAAUUCAUCCUUCUACACAUGUUCAAAAGAGAUGUGUCCACGUGAUAUAAAUAGUUUAUGAACCACUUGACACAUAAAAUUAUUUUUUAAAACCAAAAUCAAAAUAUCUAUCGCUAAAAUUGAAAAUUGAGUAAUUUCAAAUUUUCGUUCAGUAGAUCCAAUUUUGUGUUGUUAGUUUGAAUAUUACAAUAAAUUGGCCAAUUAUCAAACUUAAAGGUCUAUAAACAUUGUCUAAAAACGCAGAUAAUUUGUUUUUUUAAAUAUUUUAAUUUUUAAUCAAAACAUGAACAUGGAAAUUAUUGCAAUUUAAUAAUCUUUGUAUCUUGCUUGAAAAUUAAAAUUUCGAAUUAAACUAAUGUACAUGCAUAUACUCAACAACACAAUAUUAGUGUGCUGCUAGCAAUUUAAAAAAGCUAUCCUAAGAUAAUGGGGUCGGGUGCAGACACUGUUAUAAAUAAUUUAAUGUAUACCUGUAAGCAACGAUAGGCCAUUGCUAACGAAAAAACGAUUUUGAGCGGAGUUCAGUUGAGAGUGGUAUUUAGUCAACAAUUAUAUAUACCAUAUUAUGAUAAAAUAAUUAAUUAGGUAUUAAAUAUUUUCUUUAAUAACCUUUGUUCAAUGUACCGAUUUUCUCUUUUUUUCUACGUUUUUCCCGGAUUUCCCAUGUUUUUUCCCAGCGUCUUCCCAGUUUUUCAUAUUUGCUGGGAAAACUCUUGGGAAAAUCGAAAAAUGUAAAUUACUUUUCCAGUCAGAUUACCUUUUAGAAGAGUUGCUACUCUUAAAAAUCAGAGCACCAUUUCUGGUAGAAAAGUUGCGCACAGAUGAAAAAAACGUCUUUGUAAAUUCAUAUUAAACUUCUUUACUCCACUCAGAAUUUAAAACUUUGAUUUUUACUUAAAAAUUAAAAUAUCGUAAAAAACCAACACACAAACAUAGAAAAUGUUCUUACUUUUAAUUUUUGAUAAUAAAUCAAUUCACUCUAAUAUUAAAACUAAUAGAAUAAAAUCAAUGGAUUGAAGGAAAAGAGGACAUUAUCCAAUUUUCAACAUUGGCCAUAACAUAAAUACAAGAUAAUAUUUUUUCUAUUUUCGGCGAAUAAAAAUAAACUGAAACACACAUUACCAUUGUUAAAAAAUAAAUAACUAGUAUUUUACCUCCGAAAACCAUUCAGAAACUAUGAACCUACUUAAAUGAAAGUAAUUCAAUACUUGGAGCUUAUAAUUGCAGGAAUUUCGGUUAUUAUGGAUUCCAGGUAACUACAGACUCAUCUGUAUUGAAAUCGACAACAGCGAUACGUACAUGGCUAAAGAAGUAAUUUCAAUAAAAUUAUAAUGUGACGUACAUAAUAAUACAUACAAAAUAUGUGAUUAUUAAAAAUGAUUAAUUUUACAGAAAUUAUUCGUCGUUUGGUUUUAUUUCUUCUCUAAAGUAUUGGAUUUACUUGACACGGUAAUUUUCAAUUUUUCAAUAAGAUUGGUCACGGGGUGACCAAUCUAUCAUAAGACACUCAAUAUCUCAGAAAUUAUUACAUUUUUCUGGAAUUUAUUUUCAAGAACAUUUGAAUACCAACAUUUAUUUUAACUAAUACUUCGUUUAUUUAUGGAAUUCUUAAUAAAGAUUGCCAUUUGAAAAUCAAAAGUAGAUAAUGUUUUUACUCCUAAAAAUAAGGGUGACAAAAAAUAACAUAAAUUUAAAAUUGUAGCUUGUUUCUUAAAUGUUCUUGAAAAUAAAUUCCGGAAAAAUUUAAUAACUUCUGAGAUAAUGAGUGUCUUAUGAUAGAUUGAUCACUCUGUAUACUGUAUAUUAGAUAAUUAAUACCAUUCACACACACGUUUUUAAUCGGUUAUUUUAGAUAUUCUUCAUUUUACGUAAGAAACAAAAUCAAGUGACAUUUUUGCAUAUCUAUCAUCAUGCGAUGGUUUUGACAUUUAGCUGGGGUAUAUUACGAUUUUAUCCGGGUAAAAAAAAAUUGUUAAUUUUUUCCUAAUAAUAAUAAACCUAUACUUAAAUCAAUUGUUUAACGAUUUUAGGAGGACAAAUUGCUUUCUUUGGCACCAUAAACGCGUUUGUGCACGUUGUAAUGUACACUUACUAUUUUUUGACGGUAUUAAAACCAGAGUAUAAACAAGCAUGGUGGAAGAAAUAUUUAACUCAACUGCAACUGGUAAUUAAAUUUUAGAACAUUAAUAAUAAUAUUGCAUUUUUAUAUCAAUAACGCGAUAAAAAAGAAUUAUCUAUAUUCGGAACGUGCGUUUAUCUGUGGCGUAUGCCAUAAGAAACCACGUGUUAUCAGCGAUGGCGCGAGAAAAUCGCAAAAGCAUUAGCGUUUACGAUGUGACAAAAUCACGUGAGUGUGGUAAAGCUCUUAUUGAUCGUGGAUAUCAGAGUAAAGUAAUAAUAAAAAAAAGACGUCCUAAAAUAAUGGAGACGGGUGCAGCCACUGUUAUGAGUAAUUUAAUGUAUAUCUGUAAGCAACAAUAAACCAUUGCUUACGAAAAACUAUUCUGAACGUAGUUCAGUUGAUAGUGAUGCUUUAACAACAAUAUAUAUGUCAUAUUAUGUUAAAAUAAAUAAAUAGGCAUUAUAUAUUUUUUUUAAUAGUAUUUGUUUAAUAUUGUACCAAUUUCCCCAUGUUUUUUUUUUACGAUUUUUACCAUUUAUUGGGAAAACUCUUGAGAAAAUCGAAAAACUACCUCAUAUAAGUACCUUCCUAAUUACAAUUUUAUUCAGAAAAAGUGCUAUAAUUUUAAAUCAGAGCGAAAUUGUUGGUAGAAAAGUUGUACACAGGAAAAGAAGACCAUAAUAUAUUUUUACUAAUACCUACAUUUCGUAAAUUUUCCGUUUUUUUGAAAUUUUAUCUCGGUUUUUCCCAGAAAUUAUGGAAACCGAUUGAAAAAUUAAAAAACGACUUCUUUAAAUUACUAUGGAGAUAAAAUUUUCUUUCAGAAUAUAAGCUAUACUUGAUUCUUCGGAGCAAGAUUUCUGAUAGAGAAGUUUGCAUAACAAAUCGAGGGGUAUUUUGUAAUAAUAAUAGUCCGUAGGAGCCCGAUGGUUUGGAUCUCUAUGUACAUCCAAAAUGCAUUCACUUUUCUUGUUUAGCUAAAAGGGGAAGAAUGCAAAAUAUUUUUCUUCGACAUACUGUUUUGAACUUGGAACUCCUAGUAUGAUAAUAGGCAUAAGGUGAAUAAUUAUUAUUAUGAUGAAUUUUUGAUGAUUAUUAUAAUAUAUGAUAAUGAUUAUUAUAAUAAAGAGUUAAUUAACAUAACAUAUAAUAUCAGAAUUUCAAAAAGUUAUAAUUUUGAAACUUAUUCCACUUAAUUCUGAUUUUACCAUCAUUUUUAAACCGGCAAUAUACAUGUUUGAAAAAAAAAAUUGAAAAAUUAGAUUUGUUUCACAUAAUAUUUUCGUCAAAAUUUGAUAUUAAAAUUCCUUUAUAAAAAAAAAUAUUACAUUUAACUCAAUUUUUUUUUAUCACAAAGUAAGACUCUUAAUGAACUUGCUGUUAAAUUUUAAAACAUCUUUUUAAGUCUAACAAUUUUACCAUAGAAUACCUACCGAAUAAAUAUUACGUACAAAACUCUCAAAAUUAAAAUAUCUAAUAAUAGCUCAAAAAUGGCUUAAAUUUUGUGAAAAUUUCAUCACGUCUAGAUAUAGCAAAUAUAAGUUUUUGUUUAAAUUUUAAGUCCAUUCAGUUGAUACGAAUAUUUUUAACUGAAUAACAACAAAUAACGAAAUUGGUAAAAUAAUAAUAGCAUUAAUUUCGUACAUUUCCCGUUAUUCUUACGUUUUAUCCUGGUUUUUCUCAGAUAUUAUGAAAACAGCUUGGAAAAUCAAAAAAUUACCUCUUCAAAAGUACCAUCUGGACAACAUUCCCUUUUAGAAAUGGUGCCGUGCGUAUAUAUCUAGGCAAGAUUUAUGGUCGAAUUUUUGUACACAGUAUAAAAAAAAAAAUUAAUUAAACAUCUUAUUAAAACCAUUACAUUCUUCGGUAUACUCAGAAUCUAAAAGAAGGUAAGAUAAUAGGGACGGGUGUAGCCACUGGUGUAGGUGGGGAAAGUUGUGAAGGUAGAAUAUAGACAGGAAUUCAAUGGAUAUCUGUAAGCAACGAUAAACCAUUACUUAAGAAAAAACGAUUCUGAGCAGAGUUCAGUUGAUAGUGAUGCUUUGUCAAUAUAUAUGUCAUUUUAUAGUAAAAUAAUUUAUAGGUUUUAUAUAUUUUCUAAAACACGAUUGGUUUAAUGUUGUACCGAUUUUAUCGAUUUCCCUACGUUUUUCCCGGUUUUCACAUAUUUUAUCCCGGUUUUUCACAUUUGCUAGGAAAACUAUUAGAGAAAUCAAAAAGUAAACUUUUAAAGUACCUUCUUAGUGAAAUUUCAUUUUAGAAACAUUGCUAUCAUAAAAAGUUGGAGCAAAUUUGCUGGUUAAAAAGUUGUGCACAGAAAAAAAAAGAAGGCCGUAAUAUUUUAACUAAUACCUAUAUUUCUUAUAUUUUAACGUUUUAUUAGUGUCGUUUUCCGUGUUUGAGAAUACGAAUUUUCCUGAAAAAUGUGUAAAUUGUAAAAAUACGUAUUAUAUAUAUGUUAUAUAUAAACGUAUUAUUACCUUCUCUUAUAGAAUAUAAUAAUAACAAUGUAAAUUUUUACAGAUUCAAUUUGUAGCUACUGGAAUUCAUGGUCUUGCGGGCCUGUUUGCAGCCAACUGCAGUUACCCGAAAUCUAUAGUACUGCUAACGCUGACACAAGAUGUAUUCAUGUUCUUUUUGUUCUGGGACUUUUACAAAAAAGCUUAUAUGAAACCAAUAAAAAAUAAAAAUACAUAA